AUGGCAAUUUCCACUCCAAUUUGGUAUUCGCCUCCUUCGCCUCCCUCUUUGACAUUUGAUCAAGACGUGCCGUGUGACUUAAAUACCGAAGCAUUCGGAUCUGCCUUUCCAUACACAACCUGUACGAUCCCACAAACGGAGAGUAUAUACACUAUACCGCCGUAUCCGAGUCCAUACCUCGAUACCAUUGAUGUGUCUAUGGUGCCAGAAUUGGAACAAAGCAUUCCGACAGAGAGUAGAAAUUAUGGAUCGGAAAGGAACGAGAUGAUCAAUGAGUUGUCAAGCGAAUUGAAACGAGGCCAAAACCGAGCUUCUCGUGAACGAAAACCCAAAUCUCAAGGUAGUCGCACACGAGAGACAUCGCAUGACUCAACAGAUUCAGUAACAGAGAAGACACCCGCACAAAAGAUGCGUCGACUUGUACAAAAUCGCCUGUCCCAGAGAAAUUUUCGGAAACGUCAAGCAAACGAGCGACAGCGACUCGAAGAACAGGUGAAGAUGCUCAGCACCGAGUUACACAACCUUGGUGAUAUGUAUCAAGAUCUACUGAGUCGAUACGAGCAGGAACAACGUGAAAAGUUGUCGAGUAGUGAGCUGGUAGGAGGAUGGGUGGAUGGGGCUGGGACUAUGAACCAAUUCAACCUUGGUGGGCUUGAAUGA
This is a messenger RNA of Botrytis sinoallii, 660 nucleotides long. RefSeq lists its product as uncharacterized. NCBI's taxonomy places the organism in Eukaryota, Fungi, Ascomycota, Leotiomycetes, Helotiales, Sclerotiniaceae. The transcript has 4 exons. The record is from RefSeq and is a predicted model, not a curated record. Gene Ontology annotation, molecular function: DNA-binding transcription factor activity. Bases 1 to 660 code for a protein of 219 amino acids. Gene Ontology annotation, biological process: regulation of DNA-templated transcription.